AUGAUAGUUACGUGUGGCAGAGUGUGUUCUCGCUGGCUGCAUCCACUAUGCCACAGUGCUGUGGCUAAUCCACUGCAUCUAAUCACUGCAGCCUACUGCAGCCUGCACCCUUCCACUCUUCAGACAAUCACUGCACAUUUGUGCAGUGAUUGUCUGAAGAGUGGAAGACUGCAACAAAUUUUAGACGAUCUAAUUGUGACUGAUUCUCCUGUAACUGCAUCCUCGUUUUUUGGGAAGUUGUUUCGCCAAGCAUCCAAAGCGCCCGGCCAGAUCGACUGGGAGUUCCUGACGGAACAGGCGGACGAGCAUGUUAAGGUGAAAGAGUUUGAGCUCGAGCUCGAGCUCGAGCGUGAGAAAAAGCAAUGGGAAAUCAGCGAACUAAAGUUCAAAUAUCAGGUAGAGCGCAUGGACUCAGAGUUGCGGAGACUAAAUACGGAGUGCAUGAUGCUGAGAAAUUGCUUAACGCUGCGUGGCGCUGUUGAACUCUUGGAGAACAAGUGGAGGCUCGCGGCCGAAACUGCGGCUUCUGACUUGAAAGGAAAAAGCAAAGAACCGGAGGAUAACCGCUCUACGCUAAUCGGUUCACAGAAAGGACGUUAUAAAGCGAACAUUAUCGAAAAGCUCAAGAAUACCCUGCAGAACACAGAAACUAAUCUUCUUCCCCUAGAUUUCGACACGUUAAGUCCACAUGAUCAGAAAGCCGCGCUCGAUACCCUUGCCAUCAGACUGUUCGAGAAAUUCGAAAAGAUCGUUUGGGGGAUGUAUUUGGGAUUAAGCCUUGCGGUUCACAGCCCGUGGAUACUCGCACAGUCUAUUGCAUCGGACGUUUUAAUUGAUGCGGACCGCUUAAAACCGCAAGAAGUUGUUGUGGCAUGCGUUAUUUGUGACUUGAUUCCAGUCAGAUAUAAAGUUAUUCAAUCGUCGCGAUUGCUUGUAGCAGAACAUCAGAAAUAAAGCUGUACGGAAGU
Paramacrobiotus metropolitanus is the source of this 968-nucleotide messenger RNA. RefSeq lists its product as uncharacterized. Lineage: Eukaryota; Metazoa; Tardigrada; Eutardigrada; Parachela; Macrobiotidae. The record is from RefSeq and is a predicted model, not a curated record. The transcript is spliced from 5 exons. The coding region runs from base 1 to 954 and encodes 317 amino acids.